AUGAUAUCUAUAAGAUGCAGAGAUUUUUUCUAUGUCUCCUUCAAUCUGUUAACGUCUAUUUUUUCCUAUUUCUGUUUUUACAUCUAUCUAUCUAUCUAUCUAUCUAUCUAUCUAUCUAUCUAUCUAUCUAACUUCAUUAUCUAUCUAUUCAUCUAUCUAUCUAUCUAUCUAUCUAUCUAUCUCAACUUAUUCAUUAUCUAUCUAUCUAUCUCAACUUAUUCAUUAUCUAUCUAUCUAUCUAUCUAUCUAUCUAUCUAUCUAUCUAUCUAUCUCAACUUAUUCAUUAUCUAUCUAUCUAUCUAUCUAUCUAUCUAUCUCAACUUAUUCAUUAUCUAUCUAUCUCAACUUAUUCAUUAUCUAUCUAUCUAUCUAUCUAUCCCAACUUAUUCAUUAUCUAUCUAUCUAUCUCAACUUAUUCAUUAUCUAUCUAUCUAUCUAUCUAUCUAUCUAUCUAUCUAUCUAUCUAUCUCAACUUAUUCAUUAUCUAUCUAUCUAUCUAUCUCAACUUAUUCAUUAUCUAUCUCAACUCAUUCAUUAUCUAACUAUCUAUCUCAACUUAUUCAUUAUCUAUCUAUCUAUCUAUCUAUCUAUCUAUCUCAACUUAUUCAUUAUCUAUCUCUCAACUCAUUCAUUAUCUAA
Messenger RNA from Acanthosepion pharaonis, 639 nucleotides. The record is from the annotation of a GenBank genome assembly. Lineage: Eukaryota; Metazoa; Mollusca; Cephalopoda; Sepiida; Sepiidae.